Messenger RNA from Neolamprologus brichardi, 1707 nucleotides. The record is from RefSeq and is a predicted model, not a curated record. Lineage: Eukaryota; Metazoa; Chordata; Actinopteri; Cichliformes; Cichlidae.
AUCAAGAAGAAGAAGUCGGAAGCGUUGUUGUGGUCGUGAGUGGACGCUGCGGAGCGCGGACUCGUUGCCGUGCCUCGUCUACAGUUGGCCAAUGAGAACAGUCGCUGUCCUUGGAGGAGGGAUCGGGGGUUUGGCUGCAUCCUACUACCUGUGCAAGAGCCCCCAGGUUACCAAGGUCAUUCUUCUAGAGGCAAGCAGUCGUUUUGGAGGUUGGCUGUGGUCCACUCGCAGAUCAGAUGGAGCAGUGUUUGAACACGGACCCAGAGGGAUCCGACCUGCAGGGGCAGUGGGAUCCAACACGCUCAAUAUGGUGGAUGAUUUGGGUCUUGCAGAGGAGAUUUUGCCGGUCAGCUACAGCCACGUUGCCUCCAGAAACAGAUACCUGUAUGUUAAUGGUCAGCUGCACAAGAUGCCGUCAGGAAUCAGGCCGGCAAAAACUCACAGACUGAAAUUAGCAGACAUAGCUGUGGACAGCUUGUGUCGGGGUGUAUUUGCAGGGGACUGCAGGAAGUUGAGUGUGCGCUCUUGUUUUCCUGUCCUCUACAACGCAGAGCAGCACAGAGGUUCCAUCGUCCUGGGGAUGCUGCUGGGCUCAGGUGAGGCUCAGGUGAUUUCCCGCGGCCCUCUGGCUAAAAGAUCUAAGAAAGAGUCGUGGGCCCAGUGGUCGUUGAAGAGGGGCAUGCAGUCGUUUCCAGAAGCCAUUGCAGAGAACCUACAACAGAGUGGGAGAGUGCAACUUCACAAAGAGGCUGUUGUUAAACAGAUUGAUCCUUCAGCCUCUGGUUGGCAGGUCCAUUUGGAGGAUGGAGUCGUAUCAGCCGACCACAUCAUCUCUGCACUGCCGGCUAAAGCUCUUUCUUCAGUGCUGCCCCGCUCCUGCCAACCUCUUACCCAGCAGCUGCAGGACAUCUCCUCAGUAACAGUAGCUGUGGUCAAUCUGGAGUAUGACGGCGCCAUCUUGCCUGUAAUGGGUUUUGGUCACCUCGUCCCGUCAUCAGAGGAUCGAGGGUUGCUCGGGGUGGUCUACGACUCUGUCCCCUUCCCUCAGCACAACAGACCCGAUGGACAGACGACUAGACUGACGCUUCAACAGGACUGCAUACCUCAGUAUUAUGAAGGACACUUUCAGAGAGUCGAGUCCAUGCGCGGCUUCAUAAGGAACAAUAACCUAGCCCUGUCUUUGACUGGUUCCUGUUACGAUGGUGUGUCGGUGAAUGAUGUCAUCUUCAGUGGACGGACAGCUGUGGAGGAGUUGUUGGGAACUGUAGUAUGAUGAAGCUGGUUGCUAUGAAUCAUGGGAUUCAUGUGCGCUUGAAUCUUCUACCACCUGUAAUGCCUUGAAUCAUCCAGACAUUGUGUGGAAAAAGUGCGCUCACUGAUGUCAGCUGCAGCGGUUUGAAUCUAAGAUGCAUCUUAAACUUUAUAUUUUUGCCUGUAUGACUCGAGAUUGUGUUAACACGCCUGAAUGUCACUGCGGAGCUGCUUCACAUUGUGCCAUCUUUGUUCCCAUUGUUUUGUUUUUAUUGGUCUGUGGCGACAGAUAUGAGAACGUUUCACUUUAAAUGGCCAACUUGCCUCCUGACAUGAUUUGCAGUUUAAGAUCUUUGUUUCUGUUUUUGUUUCAUUGCAUUUACUUUGAAUGUAAUUGCUGAUAAAGAUAAGCUGAUAUAACCUGCACAUGCUGUCAUAAAGCUCUUCCCUCAAAAA